Molecule: messenger RNA, 1008 nt
Organism: Gallus gallus (chicken)
Lineage: Eukaryota; Metazoa; Chordata; Aves; Galliformes; Phasianidae
Gene: USP21
Product: ubiquitin specific peptidase 21
Exons: 7
Biological process (GO): protein deubiquitination
Cellular component (GO): cytoplasm
Molecular function (GO): cysteine-type deubiquitinase activity
Source: RefSeq, a predicted model, not a curated record
UCCCUCCGGCUGAUCUGUGGGCACCCAUGGGUGCCGUCGGCCCCACGCAGCCAGCAGGACGCCCAGGAGUUCCUCAAGUUCUUCAUGGACCGACUGCACGCCGAGAUCAACCGCAAGGGCCGCAGGACCCCCAGCAUCCUAUCGGACACCCGGCGGGCGCCCCCCCCCGAGGACAGCGACACCGGGAGCGAUGACAAACGCGCCAACCUGAUGUGGAAGCGAUACCUGGAGAGGGAGGACAGCAAAGUCGUGGACCUCUUUGUGGGGCAGCUGAAGAGCUGCUUGAAGUGCCAGGCGUGCGGCUACCGCUCCACCACCUUCGAGGUGUUCUGCGACCUCUCCCUGCCCAUCCCCAAGAAGAGCUUUGCAGGGGGGAAGGUUUCCCUCCACGACUGCUUCAGCCUCUUCACGAAGGAGGAGGACCUGGACUCGGAGAACGCUCCGGUGUGCGAUAAGUGCCGGCAGCGCACGCGCAGCACCAAGAAAUUGACCAUCCAACGCUUCCCCCGCAUCCUCGUGCUGCACCUCAACCGUUUCUCCACCACGCGGUACUCCAUCAAGAAGUGCUCCGUCUUCGUCGAUUUCCCACUGCAGCAGCUCAACCUGCGGGAGUUCGCCAGCGAGAAGGCGGGCAGCCCCGUCUACAGCCUGUAUGCGCUGUGCAACCACUCGGGCAGUGUGCACUACGGCCACUACACCGCCGUGUGCCGCGACGCGGCCGGCUGGCGGCUCUACAACGACUCCCGCGUUUCGCCCAUCAGUGAGAACCAGGUGCCGUCCAGUGAAGGUUACGUUCUCUUCUAUGAGCUCCAGGACCCCCCCGGCCGCCGGCCCUGAGCCCCCCGCCCCCCCCCCACAGUGCGGGCCGGGCCUGGAGGGAAAGGGGGGGGGGGGCGGGGGGGGGCCGGGCCCCCCCCUUUGACCCCGGGACCACAGACGGGCGGGGGGCGGCUGGACGGAGCUGCCCCCGGAUGGGGCUUUUGUGAAUAAAUUUAUUACAAAAAAGGC